AAGCUUAAUGGCAAGAUGAAGUGGAUGCUUUUAACAGUUUUGGGGAUAUUGCCCUUCAGUCCGACUCAGGCACAACCACCACCGCCACCACCAACACUGACAUUACCCCUGCGUACAACACCACCAACAACAGCACCUUGGAUAAAACCGACGUAUUUGGUUGUGACUCCAAAAGUGUUAAGACGUGGAAUAGACCUUGAGAUAGGAGUAUGUAUUCUCUAUGGCCUUGGACCAGUGACGGUGACUGCAAAGGUUACCAAAAAAGGACAAACAUAUGUGGGAACUGCCACUAUAGCACCUGGAACCUCAGCUGUUAUCGCUAUACCUAUUCCUGCCAGUGCAGAUGAAGGGGUCUACACAUUGACGGUAUCGGGUUCAGGAGGUUUACGCUUCAAAGAUACCACAACAUUGACCCUUGACCCCCAUAGUGUCUCGGUUUUCAUUCAAACUGACAAGGCUAUCUAUAAACCUGGACAAGAAGUUAAGUUUCGAGUGUUUGGUAUUAAGCCAGACUGCAGUCCUCUUGAUGAACCCUUGGACAUAUUCAUCUCGGAUAAGAAUAACAACAAGAUAAAACAAUGGUUGAAUCAGAAGGAAACAUCUGGGGUCAUCUCAAAGUCUCUACAGUUAUCAGAC
Molecule: messenger RNA, 636 nt
Organism: Owenia fusiformis
Lineage: Eukaryota; Metazoa; Annelida; Polychaeta; Sabellida; Oweniidae
Source: the annotation of a GenBank genome assembly